AGUUUCUGUUUCUUUUUUGGAAGCAAUACUUCACUACUUCACGUUUAGUUAGGAUUACAUUACUUGGUCAUUAUACAUAAGCUAUAUGUAAAACCUAUCUGAGCAUAGGCUCAGAAAAAAAACACAAAAUAUCGAAGUGUGUUCUAAUGGCGAAGUUUUUCCUUGUACUUUUUCUUACUUCCUGGUUGCAACAUAUUUUUCCUCAGCCUACCAAACUCACUGACAAUGUUGAGAUUUGACUUUGGCACGAAGAUUACGCCAAAUCGCUCAUAUGGAUUGGCAACAUUUUCCUUGGAAUAGACAAAUUAAAAGUGUCGGAAUGUCAAUGGAAGACAGAGGUUGUCUGCGAAAGUCCAGAGAAAAAGAGACAAACUGAUUUAAUACAUUUCCAACCAUGGAAAUCGAGAAUGGUGCCGUGAGAGAAGGUGUGUUGGUACCUGUGCUACCAGGUUCGAAGAACUUCGACAAAAGCAUUCGGCCUCCACUGCAAAACUCGUACAUGUACAAGGAGUCUAAGCAGUCUUUCAGAUACAACUCUGCUUUCUUGAUAAACAAUGAUACUCUGCAGGAACGGUAUGAGGCCUUCCGAACAAAGAGGAGAGACAUGGGAUACUCAGAGGAGGAACUGGAGGAGUCCUAUGGCUUCUUGCUGUUUGACGACGAAAAUAAGGCAAAUAAAGUGGGAGAAACUGGUGUUGUCCCUGGACACAGCACAUGCUCAACGCUUGGAGAUCCUUCAAAGGGUGUGUACGUGUCCAAGUACUCGGACUGCCUGGACUUAAACCGCUGGUACCACGGGAAGUCUGGAUAUAUCGCCAUCAUCAGGCUCACCAAGGGCAGGGUCAGAGAGGUGACAGAGAACUACACAGUAAACUACACCUCUCCCUCUAAUGGGUUUGACUGUCAUGUAUCAGAACAUCUCAGUGCUGUGUCAGCCAACACCAGCUCCUUCCUGGCCUUCGAGAGAACACAGUACUACAUGUAUGAGCUGCCUGUUGGCGGGGAAGUCCAGCCUCCCAGCCAUGUUUGCCCAUUCGCUAUCGUGGCUUUCUCCUAUUGGGAUACCAAGACACCCGCAUCAGAGGAGCAGGAGAAAAGUGAGGAAGAAAAACCAGUCUUUCACUACUACCCGUGGAGGGGCCAACUCCAAAUCAGCUCCCAGAUCUACCAUGUGGGUCUGAAGUCCAGCACAGGACCCCUGAUCCCAGCUAAACUUCCAACAAUGAUGGCAGUUGACAGAGCAAUUCAAAUGUCAGAUCUGAGGCAGAAAUUACCGAAGGGUAUAUUUGAAACCUGCUUCUCCGGUGAAGUGUCUCUGGAAGGAAUGGGUUGCAGUCUCUAUGAGCUAGUGCCCAGUGAGGCUGAGGACGCCUCUCUCUCUCUGGUCACACGGGAGCUCAAGGAGAAAGACCUGGCCCUCACAAUACAACUGAAUGAUCGUGGUUUUCUGAUACUCUUACAUUCAUCUCACUUCCUCACAUAUGAAGAUGCUGGGUCCAAGAAGCCAGAGGUAUUGCAGGGGAUGUUUGUGUUUCCGGACUCCAGAGCUAUACAUAGAGACACCAAGGUCUGCUGCAAGAAGCCCUUCCUCUCACCAGAGUGCCUCCAGGUGGUGCCGGCACUGAACUACGCAGAGACCGAGGUGGAAAAGUGCCUCCCUUCACAGAGCGGGGAGCUACGUGGUUUACUAGAGCAGCAUAUCCAGAGCUACGUUUCCCUCAUCCACCCUGGGCUUACCAUCAGUCCAUCCAGGGAGGCCAGCAUCUUCCCAGAUCAGUUUGAUGUUCCCGAUGCCCUCAAAUACCUCUACUCUGCCCCCAAGUGGACUGAGAUGGGAUGGAAACGUCUCAAAUCUUAUUUCCACCAGCCGGGCUCCUUUGAGCUCUCGGUGUCCAGGGCCACGGAGCUUCUGGUGGCAGGGCGAGAGGAGCGAGGAGACGAGCCGGAUGAUGACGUCUACUACUGUCUGUCAUCUCCAGAGGGGCCCCCCAUGAGUCCUGCUAGUCUGGGUGGCCCAGAGGAGCAGCAGUCAGGGGGAGCGUCCCCAGGAGACACAGCUGACACAGCAGCAGACUUUAGUAAAGCACCUGCAGUGUCUACGGAGGCCUUUGAGAAACCUGGUAAGACUAUGGAAGACAGUAAUGCGCCGGACAAAGGAGCAGACGAAGGGAAGAACUUGCAAGAAAGUUUGCCCUCUGAUCUUACCAAGCCUGUAAUCCCUGCAGAGGACUUUGGGAAACCUGGCUUGAACAAGGCAGACAGUAAUGCACCAGGGACAACUUUGCUUCCAAAGGAGGUGCAGGAGGAGGUGCAGAAGGAGCUCCCCUCUGAUCUUUCUCAGCCUGCUGUGUCAGCAGAUGACACUGGGAAGACCAAGGCCGACUGUAAUGCACCAGGGGCAGGAACAGAGGGUGAAGGGACAAGUUUGAACCCAGAGGAGGUCCAAGUUGAAGUACAAGAGAAGGUGCCUUCUGAUCUUUCACAGCCUGCAGUCUCUGCAGAGGACUUGAGGAAAGCUGACCUGGCAGCGUUGGGCAAGGCAGACUGUGACGCACCAGAGGUAGGAGUAGCGAAUGAAGAGACGAACUUGCACCCGAAGGAGGUGCAAAAAGACAUGCCCUCUGGUGUUUCACAGUCUCCAGUCUCUGCAGAGGUCUUGAGGAAACCUGGUCCAGCCCUAACAACCAAGCCCAACAGUAACACACCAGAGGCAGGAGUAGAGGAGAAUGUGAGAACUUUGCCUCAGAAGGAGGGGCAAGAGGAGUUUCCCUCUGAUCUUUCCCAGCUUGCAGUGUCAGCAAAGGCUUUUGGGAUAGCAAGUAUGAGAGUGAUGACAAAGGCCACAGAGGUGACAGGGGGUUCAACCUCACCUGCAUCAGGUGACCUCCCAACAUUGUUAGUCAUCACUGCCACUGAAGGAACUGCAACUGUUUUACCUCACAAUGAGAACCUUGACUUGAUCAACACAGAGUCCACCACAAAUAACUCCUCCAGUGCUCUAAAUGCGGAACGUGGCAAGGCCAAUCAGCCUUCAAAACCCCCAGAGGUCAGUAAUUUCCCUAUAUCUGAUUGGAGGAAACGGCCAAGGAAACGUCAUAGAUUUAGCGGAUUGGGUAAAAGGGUCUUGAGGUCUACGGUGGCUGACUUUGAAGAGAAAGAAAAAGAGGAUAAGGAAAGGAUGGAUGUAACCCAAGAUCACCCAUUGAAAAUGCCAAGAGAACUGAUGAAUUUGAUCCAAGAUCCCCCAUUGAAAAAGAAGGAAAGGAUGGAUGUAACCCAAGUUCACCCAUUGAAAAUGCCAAGAGAACUGAUUAAUUUGAUCCAAGAUCCCCCAUUGAAAAAUAAGGAAAGGAUGGAUGUAACCCAAGUUCACCCAUUGAAAAUGCAGAGGGAACUGAUCAAUUUAAUCCAAGAUCCCCCAUUGAAAAUGAAAAGCAAGGAUUUAAUCCACUAUCACCCAUUGAGAAAUAAAGAAAGUAUGGAUUUGAUUGAUGACGACCAUCCAUUGAAAAAGAAGACAGAACGGUGGGACUUGAAGGCAAUCAUCUCCGAAUGUGGUAGAAUUUUUGUCCCUCACGGUUCAGAAGUUAUCGCCAAGGAUAUAGAUUCUUUGAAAGUUAAGGGGAAAGUGUUAGAUCACAAACAAUGUGCUGACGAGAUGAUGGUUGAAGCUUGUAUCAAAGUCCCCCAACCCAUAGAAACAGGAGAUGGACCUAGCCUAGAGUUGAACAAGUCAGACAAGAGCAAAGAUUUGCCCAUAGGGAUGUUAGACAGUAAAGACAGUCUGCCAGAGGUCAAAAUGGCUGAUCUAGGCAAGAUGGCCUCUCGGAAUCCCUCAGAACUGGUCCCGAACAAAGACACGGAUUCUCCUUCCUCAGGAAAACACAAAAAGAAGCGUCAAUAUGUCGCAAUAUCCCUCAGUCAACUAAAGACAGUUCUUUCAAGAGGGGGAAAGAGGAAGAAACCCAUCAAUCCUGUUUCAGAAGAUCAAACAUCACCCUUGAAGAAGAAAAGCAAGGCUGAUACUGGCAUGGAUGAAACGGAAACAUUUAAUUUGAGUAACAUCAACAAAGCUAGCCCGGACAGAACCACAGGUGCUGUUGAAGUUGCAAAGGAACAGACAUUUGGCCUAGACCAAAAGUUUGCACUAGCAUUGGGCUUGACUCCUACGGAGUUGCAUAAUAAUGCACACAAAUCUCCAGAAAAAAGUGAUAUUCCAUUAAAGGAAGAUAUUCAGAGCAGACUGGGCCUGGUCCCACCUCAAGCCACAUCUGGCCAAACGUCUGAGGCUUUGCCCAGCUCACCUUCAACAACAAUCCCCCUGACAGGUCAGAUGAGACCAUUCAAAAAGAAACACAUGCUCGCAGACUCCAUGAGGAAAAAAUGGUGGUUGCACUAUCAAACACCAGCUUCUUUAGAAAGUGAGAAAGUAGCUAUAUCCUCCCAACUACUGACACUUGACCCGGAUGUCAGGCGUGUUGACCCGGAUGUCAGGCGUGUUGACCCGGAUGUCAGGCGUGUUGACCCGGAUGUCAGGCGUGUUGUCAGUAGGGGUAGGCCCCGCAAAGGUGCCAGUGCUGCAUCAUACACACCUGCAGAUUCUCUGACCCUAUUGGCCGAUUUGGCCCUCAGUACCAGUAAUGACAAAGUACUGGAACAACAGUCAAAAGACCCAAAGGCUCUUGAGAAACAAGAUGGCCGCCCAAGUUUGGUGAUAAGUGACAACAGUGUCAAAGAUGGUGUCUCUCCUCAUGAGCCAGAUGGUGAGCCAGAGUUUGUCCUUCAUGCUCUGCUGAAGCACCCUUCUGCUGCUAGGCUUAAACUCCCCUCUCAGUCUCCGUCACCCAAGGGGCUGGUGGUGGGGAGUGGGGAGCGGGUUGUGUUAGUCUCACAAGAGCAUUCAUACUCACUACCACCAUCCUCUCUACUAUUGGGUUUGUCAGGUUCAAGCCUUGAAGUCCCCAUUUCGGAGGGACUUCAGCAGCAUCGCAAGGAUAUCUCUGCUGACGGAACUCAAGCACUACGGGCCUACCUGUGUCAGCAGCAGGACCAGAACAGGAAGGAACCUGGAUUGACUCCGGAAUCCCUGAGCAAAGGAAUCGGAUGCAGGCAGAAGUUCCAUCGCUUCCGGCGGUUCAUUGAAAAAGAUGGCUCAGUUCAAGUGACAAGGCUGUGGAUGGAAAACUAUGACUUUAGUUCAGACAGCAAGUUUACCAACGACCCUAAGGAUAAAACAGUUACUAGAGCGCUACAUGGCCCAUGGGAUUUUGACAUUAAGGACACAAAGGAACAGGUUCAGCUCAUUAUCCACAUGUGGAUAGGUCUUUUCUACAGCAGGUCCACUGCUAGGUUCUGCCGGGCAGACUCAAGUCUAACAUGUUUGGAAGAAAAGGAUUCUACAGAAGUGGCUCAUGGAAUGGUACCAGCCCAGGUUCCACCUGAGACCAAGACAAGUUCCCCUGCUUAUAUAGCCCUCUCCAGGAUACCAGAACCUACAGUUCUGGACCUUAGUAACAUGGGUAAAAAAGAAACACAACCUUUAAGCCUGGAACCUGAGGUAUUGGACCUUUCAAUGAAAACAACCUCAACUGUUCUAGACUCUCUAGACACAGAGUCUAAGCAGAGAAUAGAGUUAAACAAUCCUCCAGUAUACCUACCAGCAACUGGCCUGCACAAGGAAACCAUCUCUUUUCCAAAACGAAGUACAGGUGUUGAGUUAAAGGUUUACAGAGACUGUGUGGAACUGGAUGAUGAUGAUGAUGAUGAUGAUGAAGACUAUGAAACCAACAACCAUGAGAAUGACAGCAAGGGUACCCUCCAAAAUGGUGUGUCCCCUUACAGAACAACUUUGGAAAGUGAUGGAUCGUACAUACUUUUGUGUGAACAGACAGCAAGUGUGUACAUUCAUCAAGAAAAGGUCCUGGAGACUCAAAGAAUUGCUGAGGUUUUGGAUGGCAAAGACAAAAAGGAGGAGGUGACGGGAGAUGGAGAACAAAACGCAGCAGGUCUUAAAACCAUGGGCUCUAAAGAUGUCAAUAAGGUACAACAACUGAAAGAUAACGAUUUGGUCAAAACGAUGCCAUACACAGAAGUGCAGAUGGAUGGUGAUGCUGCCAAUAUGGCUGACACAGUUGAGCGUAACGCAAAUGAACCCAGAGAUGGGGCGCACGUUGCCAUCUGUGAUGGUAGUGAGUCAAAAGCAGAGAUGCGCAAAGUAGAUCACAACGUCAAGGAUUCUGUUGAAGCCGCAAAACCAGAAGCAGUGCAUGUUGGGAAAGAUACCACAAACAAGGAAAUCGCUAAAGCACAAACUGCUGUGCAUGUUGGGAAGGAUUUCACUGAUAACGAUAAGGCACUCAAAGCAGUGUACAGUGAAAAUGUUCCCAGAGACGAUGGAAACACCAAAGACCAGGUGCAAACUGCAAUGCAGGAUGGGAAUGAUACCAGAGAUGAGGCCCUACCAGCUGUGAAUUGUGGAGAAGAUUCAGGAGAUAAAGCUCGAGCUGUGGUGUGUGAUGGGAACACGUCUGUGGCUGAGGCACCACCAGAGAUAUCACAUACUGAAAAUUAUUCCCAAAAAGCAACACUGACAGUGGUGCAUGGUGGAAAUGAUCCAAGAGCUACGACACUACCUGUGAAAUGUAAUGGCAAGCUGUACAUAGAUGAAGAACCCACUGUAGUGCAUGAUAUAAAUGGUUUCACAGAUGAGGCACUACCAAUGGAGCAGGGUGGGGAUGUUUCUGUUGGCACUACCAGAGAACUGCCAGAGAUGCACAGGGAGAUUAAAUGUAAAGAUGAGCUACUGCCCACGCAAGUAUUUCCAGUAUGCGAUGGGAACAUACCUUUUGUAGGCGAGUUUGACACACUCAUUCAGUCCAAUAAUGUUUUAGGAGAGGCUAAACGUAAAAUAAAUGAGGCUGAUGUCAAUGUAGAAACUAAAGAUCAGGAAAAAGAGUCAAUGCAGGGUCAAAGUUCAACAACAUUCCCGCCAGGGUCCCAACAUUCUCAAGACGAGACAUCAGAAAUACUGACAGGCCAGGUAGAAAUACCACCGAUUCCCAGAGAAGACAUUGCACACACAGAGGUUCUACAUUCAAUAGGUGAGGCAUCAGAGAUAGAGCGAGGUCAGGUAGAAAUGCCAUUUAUUGGAGUAGAGAAGGAUAGCAAGGAUAUCACACACACAGAGGUGCAUGAUACUCACCCAAGUCAGAACGAGACACUGAUCACAGUCUGUGAUAGGGCUAAUGUGUUAUCAGGUGAAAUGCUAACAAAAUUAGUUCCAAAGGGAACGGAAUCUGUCAGUAGAUGCCCAACCCCUACUGUGGAUGAGGUGCUGGAUGGUUACACCCCCAUUCCUGACAUCUGCAGUGGCUCCUUGGCCAUCUGCGAUGCCUAUGGGGACAGCAAACGCCUCAGCACUGGGGAAGGUCACAGCAGAUGCCCAACUCCUACAGAAGACGAGACACCUUUCGUUCCAGGAUUUUCUUAUGACCACAACACACCAAAGACUGUUUUGCUGCCCAAUGUGACAGACACCAACACUCCCAACCUCGAUAGUGGUCUUGCGCUCAUUGAAAAUGAAAAGGCUCAUCAUGAACCACAUGAACCAAGUCUAUACAAAGCUAGGGCUGCUACUAGGUUGCACGAGCUGCGUAAAUCCAGCAACAAUAACAAACCAAAUAAUCUGGAAGCCAUUGAUAAUCAGUUCUCUCAAGUAUUGGCUGAUCCCCGCAAGAAGCCAAUCGCCACUAGCACACCUCUCAACACUCCCUCAACUUCUUUCAAGGAAAGAAGCAAUUACGAUCCAUAUUCAAAUGUGCGACUUACCGCUGUUGAACCAGACCUGUAUGCUCAUUCACGCUCUUACUCGUCUCCCAUCAACCAAUGCUCCUUAACAGAGAAAGCCGCCUUCUCUGUGCCAUCAAUCCACCCUGAAGUUCUAUCCAAUGAAACGACAGAAAUAACGUUAACUGGGGACUUUAGUGAAAUCGCUUUAGAAAGAGAGACUUGCUUGAGUCCUGCCUCAAGUGAGCUCAUCCUACAGUCCACCUGUCGGAGUAUUCCAGUGGCCAGUGGACCUACAGCAGCUUCUCAGAACCUUUCAGUGCACAGUUUUACUCAGCCCCAGCCACAGAGCCAGCAACCUGCCAUGGCUGUGAAUCUAUGGAAGAGUGAGGACAGCAGAGGACAGUACAACUGGGAAGAAGGACAAACAGAUAUUGACCCUAUGUCUUCAGAUGUUCUAGAAAGCAAACAAACCGAUACCCCUGUCUGCUCAAACACUAAUGCUCACCCUUAUAACACACUGUAUGCCACAGAGAUGAGACAGAUUGCAAUUUUGCAAGAUUAUGAGGAUGUUGUGGCAGAUGAUGUUGUGGGUGAAAACGAGGCGCCUUCUGUAGAUCAAGACAACAUUGAAUCCAGUUUAGAGACCAAUUGGAUAUCAGAUGACCAACAUUUAAGAAGUAAAUCCCGGUUGAAUAAAACAAAACUUGACUUCAUCAACUCUUUACGCCAGUCUCAGGAAUGGGAGAAAAGUGAAUUUGAUGAGGUUUUGGACUUCAGCAAGCAAGGCACUUCCUCGUCGGUCACCUUCCAGUCUGGAGAAUCAGACAAAAGACUUUGCCGUAUGGAAAAGAACCAACAGGAGUGGUUAAAGUAUUGUAGGGCUAAGAGGAGUGGCAGCCAGAUGGAUAUGACCGAGGAAGAAGACACCUCAGUGGCAAAGCCAAGCUUAGUUACCAUUUUGGAUCACAAAGGAAACAGAAUCACCUAUGAAAACUAUCCCGUUUUGAAAACUACAGCAAGCAUGCACACACGGACAGUUCCUGACUCUAACAGACGGGGCUCGAGCAGUUUUCUGGAGUUCUCGAAGAGGUGGGAUGGUACACAUAACGCUGAUGAAUCUGAUCUCACUCAGUCAUCUAUGGAUCUGGAGACCCUCAUCUUCUCAGAGAAAAUGAACCAGAUUCUAAAACGUAAAAGGAAGAGUAGCAGCAGCAGGUACAACCGAUCGAGACACCGCAGGUCAAACGUAGAAGAAAGAGCUUCCACCUGUAGCCCGGCUGUGACAGUGCGCUUCUCCAGUCUGCAGGAGGAUCAGGACGGCUCUGAGGAGCACUGGGAGGCGAUACCGUCACUUUCAGGGCAAAAUAUCAGAGUGGAGAUGCCCGAAAGGAUGGCUAUGCCUGAAGAAACAGAUAAAGAACAUCAGCAUCUUAAGAAACUCUCCUAUACAAAGGGCAGUGAGAUGACGCAUGUAAAAGUUUCAGAUCUGGUUGUGGAUAGUUUCAAGGCAUACAAUGCUAUGAUGACUGAGGUCUGCGCAGGCAGAAAGUACCCAUCCAGAACUGAGAGACUCAAGAGGGAAGAAGCAAAGAGAAACAGUUCGCCAAAGUCUCGACCCCCAGGCAAAGACAAAGACUUCAGUGGGCAGAUGAAGGAGGACAUGUAUGACAGCCUGCAUGAUAAUCUGAACUCUGUUGUGAGGCAGUCAUGUAAGAACAAGUUCAGGUUCUACAUACUGGUGACAUCAUCUGACCCAUUCUUCAGAGAGACAAAGGAGCUGUUAGAAGCAGAGGGCCACAUUGCGGUAGAACAGUCUCAAUUCUGCCUUGGAAAGGAUAGUCCAUCGUGCCCUCUACACAUCAUCUUAAGGAACGAAGAUAUUGCUGAACACAUUUGUGAGGUCCCUCACUUGCUUGAGUUGAAGAAGUCUCAGAAUGUGUUGUUUGCUGGUAUCGACCGUCCUGAUGACAUCGUGAACCUGACCCACCAAGAACUCUUCAGCAAAGGCGGUUUUGUGGUGUUUGAGGGAGCAGCUCUGGACACACUGAGUCUCAGUAACAUUAAGAAAAUGUCUGGUUUCCUGGAGGGGCUGAGUAAAAAGGGGAAGUGGAAAUGGCUCUUGCACUACAGAGACAGCCGGAAGCUGAAAGAGAACGCACGAUCUAGUGCUGAAGCACAGGGCAAAAAAAUCUUCAUGGACAUCUGCCAGGAGGCUGGAAUGGUGGAGGUCUUACCCUACCACGAAUGUGACGUCAUUUCAAGGGAACGACCCAACUAUCUCCACUGUCUAGUUCGCCUGCAGGUCCAGAAUGUAUCGGCUCGUCUACCUGUAUUUAUAACUGACACAACGGCAGACAAAGCAUUUGCAAAACAUGGGAUCUUCACAAUGAAUAUUAACUCUUUCCUGCUGAUUUCUCAGAGUGACACAUGCACAAUUUCUUAAGCUGAUGGGGCACCGUCCACAGAAGUCCUCAGUACCUCAAAAUUCUAUCACAUUCUAUUUAUAAAGCCCUUUUUUAGUUGUCACAAAGCUGUCAAAGUGAUUUAAAUUAACCCGACCAAGACUCCAAUGAGCAGUGGCAAGGAAAAACUCUAUAAGGAAACCUUCAAACCUCAAGAGGAACCACUGAGAAGGGGUGGCCCCUUUAAGAAAUAAACAUUUCUAUUCCAAAAUCUGCUUUUUAGGGGAUUCUUGGGAGUUGGCUCAGAAGUUUGAUACAUACCGACGAUCUAACCCUGAUCUAAAUCAUUGUAGUGUAAGAAUACAAAAAAAUGAAUUAAAAAAAAAAGUUGUUUAUAUCAAGGCUGUUUUAUAUUCAUGUUAUUGUGGUUGUUUUAAAGUCUUGACCUUCAAAACAUUUACUUAGAUCAACGUUUUGGUUCCUUUGUGUAAAUCAUUGCAUCAUUGCCUUUAAUUUCAUGUAGAUUUAUUUAUUCUUAAUAAUUUUAUGACAGAUAGAUUCUGUAUAGAUUAACGAUGACAUCUGCUUCUGUGUUAUUUGUUCAAUUGUGUAUUUAUUUGUAAAGACAUUCAUUGUACUUUUGCGAUAUAAAGAAAUUGACAGUG
Messenger RNA from Coregonus clupeaformis (lake whitefish), 10855 nucleotides. RefSeq lists its product as uncharacterized. Gene Ontology annotation, biological process: negative regulation of gene expression, epigenetic. Bases 395 to 10231 code for a protein of 3278 amino acids. The transcript has 22 exons. Lineage: Eukaryota; Metazoa; Chordata; Actinopteri; Salmoniformes; Salmonidae. Gene Ontology annotation, cellular component: nucleoplasm. The record is from RefSeq and is a predicted model, not a curated record.